UCUUCAUUAACUACAACCAAAAUCUGAGAUGUAAUUUAAGUGAGCGAAAGACAAUAUAUCCAGCUGUAAAUCUUCAAUGAAGCGUAGUCGGCAGAUCCCUUUUAGAGAGAGAGAGAGGUGAUUAAAGACUAAGCAGAAGAACAAGAGCAAUAGAGCAUAUGUCAUACUUAUGUAGUUCUAACACCCAUACAAGAGACUACAAUUCCUAUCAGUUUCUUCCCUGCAUUUGAAGAUUUCGAGCCUUGGAUCAGAUUUGGUCAACUGUUGCUAAAAGAGUGUUUGAUUGAUCUGAGCUUUUGUUUUUCGAUGUGAAAGUUUUGCUAAGAAAUGGACGAAACAACUGAGAGGUCAUCACAUGCGCACAGGGGUUUCAGAAUUCAAGCUCCACUGGUUGAUUCUGUGUCAUGUUAUUGCAAGGUUGACUCAGGCUUGAAAACUGUUGCUGGUGCGAGCAAAUUCGUACCCGGUUCAAAACUUUGUAUCCAACCUGACAUCAAUCCACAUGCACACAGGAGAAAAAGCUCUCGAAGAGAGAGGUUAAGAGUCCAACCACCUUUUCUUCCCAGCCUUCCGGAUGAUCUGGCAAUUGCUUGUCUGAUACGUGUUCCCCGUGCUGAACACAACAAGCUCCGUCUAGUGUGCAAAAGGUGGUAUCAGCUCCUCGCUGGAAACUUCUUUUAUUCCCUUAGGAAAAGUCUGGGUAUGGCAGAGGAGUGGGUUUAUGUCAUUAAAAGAGACCGCGAUGGGCGCAUUUCAUGGCAUGCAUUUGAUCCGAUCUACCAACUCUGGCAGCCACUUCCUCCAUUCCCAGGCGAGUAUAGCGAGGCACUUGGGUUUGGCUGUGCUGUCCUCAGUGGUUGCCGCCUAUACUUUUUUGGAGGAAAAGAUCCGAUUAACGGAUCCGUGAGACGGGUCAUCUUUUAUAGUGCUCGGACAAAUAAAUGGCACAGGGCUCCUGACAUGCUGCGCAAAAGACACUUUUUUGGGUCAUGUGUGAUUAACAACUGCCUUUAUGUUGCUGGUGGUGAAUGUGAAGGGAUACAAAGAACUCUCCGUUCUGCGGAAGUGUAUGACCCAAACAAGAACCGGUGGAGCUUCGUUUCUGAUAUGAGUACAGCUAUGGUCCCCUUUAUCGGCGUUGUUUACAACGAGAAGUGGUUUUUGAAAGGACUUGGGUCCCACAGAGAGGUUCUGUGUGAAUCUUAUGACGCAGAUACGAAUUCAUGGGGUCCUGUCAAUGAUGGGAUGGUUGCUGGUUGGCGAAACCCUAGUAUCUCUAUGAAUGGCAGACUAUAUGCCUUGGACUGCUGCGAUGGGUGUAAGCUUAGAGUGUACGAUGAGUCAGAAGAUUCUUGGAACAUAUUUAUUGAUAGUAAACUUCAUCUGGGGAACUCCCGCGCAUUAGUGGCGGCUGGACUGGUUCCCCUAAAUGGCAAACUCUGUAUAAUUCGGAACAACAUGAGCGUAAGCCUUGUGGACAUUUCGAGUCCCACAAAGAAAGUGGAGGACAACCCUCACCUUUGGGAGAAUAUUGCUGGAAAAGGUCACUUGAGAAACCUGUUCACUAACUUGUGGUCAAGCAUUGCGGGUCGAAGUGGAUUGAGGAGUCAUAUCGUGCACUGUCAGGUCCUUCAAGCAUGAGACUUUGCAGUCUUGUGUUAAAUUUAGCCACUCUUUUAGAGUCAGUUUUGGCCCUUCUUUGAAACCAAACACUUGAGUCAGAGCAUGGCUGAAUGUAAGCUCAUAAUCUCUUACCUUUCUGAUGAUUACAGCAUAAGAAAAAUGAGGCUGCAGUGUUAUACAUUCUUAAUGUCAAGGCGGGUAACAUUCAUUUUCAAUUUUGUCAGUUUCAUGAAUAGGAAGAUCUCUAAUAUGGAGUUUUUAGUACCUGUAUAUCCUCUCUGAUCCAUAGGUUUGUAGAUUUAGGCCUUUCACAUGUAAUUCUCUUUAAUGUCCUUUGUGAAUAUCAUGUCUCUCACCAGUCAUAAUUCCGUUUAGUUUAAUUCUCAGCUUUUUUAGAUUAAUUUUGAACCAUUUUUUUUAUUGCUUCAGCAGUUGGUUUUGUGUAACAUUUGCUUGGGC
Cuscuta europaea is the source of this 2082-nucleotide messenger RNA. The record is from the annotation of a GenBank genome assembly. NCBI's taxonomy places the organism in Eukaryota, Viridiplantae, Streptophyta, Magnoliopsida, Solanales, Convolvulaceae.